AUGAGCGACCAGCUGGCGAAGAUCGUCGCCAAGCUGCGCGCGGACGCGGGCAUGCCGCCCGUGGCCGAGCCGCCGUCGGACAGCGCCGCGGCCCCGGAGGCCCCGCUCCCGCCCAUCCCGAACGCGGACGACGACGCGGCCGCCGCCGCGGACGAGCCGUACAUGGACCCCAGCAACUUUGGCUACGAGUCCACCGCCGGCUGGCAGGUCCUGUCCGCCACGGAUGAGCUGCCCGAGAACGCGUCUGGCAACGUCGAGUUUCGUAUCGAGUGCGACAUGAACGGCUGCUCCAUCAUCGAGGUCAAGGGCGACGCCCCGCCCGGCCCCGGCGUGCGCCAGCGCUUCAUUCACGCCGGCCCCGGCUUCCGCGUCGGGUAUGACCCGGAGGCGCCCAAGGGCUUCUGCGGAAUGGUGGGCAACGAUCAGUGGUUGCUGGCGCUGAAUUACGAUGAGAUUCGCCACUUCAAGCGCCUGUGCUUGUCUCUGCAGAAAAAGAUGGACCGCAUCGGCCGCGGCGAGGAGGAUCCACCCAUGAAGAAGCCGGCUGUGAGGCGCAGUGGGGAUGGUAUGUUUAAUAUGCGGAUUGCUAGGGCGGGGCUGGACUGCUCCGUCGAGCUGGAGUCUAAGCUCGUGUGGGUGCAGGCCAUCGGACAGCCCGUGUCCGGGCAGUAUUGUAUUCGCGCGAUAUUUAUGGAGGGCAGGCAGAGCGAGGGCUUUUGGGCUCCGGAUACCGUCCCCAGUAUGCUCUCGUCGCUCAACAAGCUUGGAGUGGAAUAAAAAGGUAGCGUGUACUGUACUGUACUGUAGGUUGUCCGCUUUGACUGAU
Molecule: messenger RNA, 826 nt
Organism: Chondrus crispus (carragheen)
Lineage: Eukaryota; Rhodophyta; Florideophyceae; Gigartinales; Gigartinaceae
Exons: 2
Coding region: 1-777 (258 amino acids)
Biological process (GO): regulation of DNA-templated transcription
Molecular function (GO): DNA binding
Source: RefSeq, a predicted model, not a curated record